AUGGAGGCGACCCCACAGACGAUCGGGUUGGUCAUGGGGGUGGUUGUGUUCUGCUGCACGUUGUUGGCGAUCUUACUCCUGCUCAUCUACGGAGGUUCGUUCGAGAGGAUGCGGCAACAGGCGGAGACAUACAACGGCGUGGGCCCGAGUGCCCUGAAGCAAUCGCUCAAGCCCCGCCCCGAGCUGUACGACGAGCUCCUCGAGGCCGCGAAGAAGCUGCCGAGAGUUCCCGCAGCCCCCCCCUCCCACGCCACCGGCGGCGGCGGCAUCGUAGCGGGCGAAGGCGAGCUGCGAGGACACCAAGUGACCCUGCGCGUGUUGAGAGCGGCGGAGGACGCGGAGCGGCUGUUUGAGGCCUGCAACGGCUCGCCGGCGUUCGACCAAGCCUACGAUCCGGAGCUGGCCUUGUGGAACUUGAGCCCCCACGGCCCCUUCGAGACAGUUCAAGACCUCAAGUCUUCGCCCCUCGUGCAGCCUCUCGCGGACGGGCUGCGCUUCACGGUGUUUGAUCGAGAGACUGGCCGCGUGAUCGGAAUGGCGGCCAUCCUGGGCAACGAGCCGUCAUGCCUCAGGACCGAAAUAGGCGACAUCUGGCUCAACCCGGCGUUCCGGGAGACUCGUGCCCUGCAGGACGUCCACUAUCUGCUGCUAAGCCACCUCUUCGGGCUGGGCUACCGUAGGGUGGAGAGAAGAGUGGACGCCGGGGACACGGACGCAAGAAUAGACCUCCCGGCCGCGGGCUUCCACCUAGAGGGCGUCCUUAAGAAGCACAUGAUCGUCAAGGGGUGCAACCGCGACACGGCCAUGUUUUCCAUGGUGAACAGCGAUUGGAGAGACAGAGCCAAGGCGGCUUUGGAAAAGAUGCUCGCGCCGGAUGGCGGCGUCAACUCCAACAAGGCGAAAGCUAGAGCUAGGGCUCGGCAGACAGCGGUGGAGGCGGCGGAAAAGAGUUCCAAAGAGAAGGACGCAUGAUGAUGGCUCCAUCUGUCGGGACGGUGUUGCCUAGUUGUUGGAGACUUUUUGGUUCACGGCAUGCUGUGUCCGCGGUGGAUUUAUGGUGUAUACCCGUAGAUCUCGUAGAUGCUAGUUCUUCCUGUUGAUAAACCCGGGGCCCCGUGAUUGCAAGAUCGUGGUGAAUGAUUAGUCGGGGUGACCUGCUUAGCGAGCGCGGGACGAGAAGUCGCUCGACACCGCUCGUGCCUUGUUUU
Ectocarpus siliculosus is the source of this 1208-nucleotide messenger RNA. The record is from the annotation of a GenBank genome assembly. Lineage: Eukaryota; Phaeophyceae; Ectocarpales; Ectocarpaceae.